CUCCCUUUCCGCUGAUACCCGUCGGUAUAGGAAGUCACUGUGCCUAAGGUGCUCGGUUCUUCAUCUGAAGCUAAGGCCCUCAAUCCGGCGACUAGCACCCUUAAAUUUAGGCAUCCGACGCCCGAAUAAAAAAAAUUAAAACCUAAAAUGGCCUCCGUGUCCGAGCUUGCCUGCAUUUACUCCGCUCUCAUCCUCCACGACGAUGAAGUCACCGUCACUGAGGACAAGCUGAAUGCCCUGAUCAAGGCUGCCGGUGUCACUGUUGAGCCCUUCUGGCCCAGCCUGUUCGCCAAGGCGCUGUCCAGCGUUGACAUCGGCAGUCUGAUCUGCAACGUCGGAGCCGGAGGCGGCGCUCCAGCUGGAGCCCCUGCUGCAGGAGGAGCCGUCGCUGCAGGAGACGCUCCAGCCAAGGAGGAGGAGAAGAAAGAGGAGAAGAAGGAAGAGUCCGAGGAGUCUGAUGACGACAUGGGCUUUGGUCUUUUUGAUUAAGAACUGUUUUUGUAAAAACAAUAAAAAAACUAAAACGAGA
Lampris incognitus (smalleye Pacific opah) is the source of this 529-nucleotide messenger RNA. RefSeq names its product ribosomal protein, large, P1 (gene rplp1). The record is from RefSeq and is a predicted model, not a curated record. Gene Ontology annotation, molecular function: ribonucleoprotein complex binding; structural constituent of ribosome; protein kinase activator activity. The coding region runs from base 148 to 489 and encodes 113 amino acids. NCBI's taxonomy places the organism in Eukaryota, Metazoa, Chordata, Actinopteri, Lampriformes, Lampridae. Gene Ontology annotation, biological process: translational elongation; cytoplasmic translation. The transcript has 4 exons. Gene Ontology annotation, cellular component: cytosolic large ribosomal subunit; ribosome.